Oldenlandia corymbosa var. corymbosa is the source of this 1130-nucleotide messenger RNA. Lineage: Eukaryota; Viridiplantae; Streptophyta; Magnoliopsida; Gentianales; Rubiaceae. The record is from the annotation of a GenBank genome assembly.
GAAAUAUGUCCGUCGUCUUACUCUUAUUGAGCCCUCCACAUAAAGGUGGGCCAUAAUAUCAAGGACUUGAGACAAUCACAAUUGGGACUAUAGGUGUACUAGGUGGGGCUUAUCAGCAGAACAACACUGUAGUCAUUAGUGCAAUUAUACAUGAAUCAAAAGCCCAUAAGUUAACAGAGUCCGUUCUGAAAGUAUGAUUGUCUUAUCGAAAUGGGCCCAAAUCAAGCAAAACUCGUUUACCAUUUCCGGUUACUAGUGUGAUUUAUGUCAUCUUCUUCAAUGCAACGGAUAAUGGCACAAGAAGGUUCCAGAUACUAGUGUAUGAAAGAUGACUCUGGAGAACGCUAUAAUAUUGUGCUAACCUUUCACUGUCAAUACACUUGAGGAGUUGGGACAUUAAAAAUCACUGAGAGCCUAAGAAAAUUCGAAAAAGAGUCAACACACAAGAAAAAUGGCCAUGUUCGGAGACCCUUUCAGACGGUUUUUCUGGAGUCCCGCAGUGUAUCACGGUUCAUCCAUCAUUGGUAGUUCAGCUGGGCGUCUCGAUUGGCUGGAGACCUCAAAGGAGCACAUCUUCAAAAUAAACGUUCCAGGGUAUGGAAAGGAUGAUGUAAAGGUGCAAGUGGAGGAAGGGAAUGUGCUGGUGAUCAAGGCGGCGGAAGGGAAAGAAGAAGGACCUGGGAAGGAGAGAGAUGUGGUGUGGCACGUGGCGGAGAGAGGCGGAGGGGCGAUGGCCGGCAAGUCUGGAUUCUACCGGGAAAUUGAGCUGCCGGAGGAUGUGAAGGUGGAUCAGAUCAAGGCCAGCGUGGAGAACGGGGUGCUUACAGUGAUUGUACCCAAAGAUGCAACUCCUAAACCAGCUAAAAUCAGGAACAUAAAUAUCACUAGCAAGCUCUAGAAUUCCCACAUGUUUUGAUUAGCCUCUGUUAUUGUUGUUGUUGUUGUUACAUAAUAAUCAAAUCAUGCUCAAUAAAAGCUACCUUGAACAUUUAAACGAAGCUUGGGCUACAUUUGUUGUAUUCCAUUCUGUGAAUCUAUGGAAAAAUUAUGAACUUCCAGUCUCGAUUUCAUUUGUGAAUUUGUCCAUCAAAAAUCAGUUCAGUGCAAAAACUAGUGCAGAACCUCGCAAA